UUACUUAGAUGUGAAAGUCCUUGACAAUCUUCAACCACACAAUAGUUUAAAGCAAUUGCGGAUAUAUUCAUUCAUGAGUGUCAGAUCUGCAAUAUGGAUGAACAAUAUAAAUUUGAUCUCAAAUCUAGAGUGCAUUCGAUUAGAAGAGUGCUUGGAGUGGCAAAUUCUUCCACCUUUUGGGCAGCUUCCCUACCUUAAGUUUCUCCUUCUUCGUAACAUGCCAAAAGCAAAACUGUUUGACAAUAAAUUUCAUGGAAAUGGCAAGGUUUGCCUCUUUCCAUCACUGAAGGUGCUAGAAAUUGAAAAAUUGGAAGUAUUAGAGGAUUGGUUUGAUGCAGCAGCAGUAGCAGAUGUUGAUUGUUUGUUUCCUUGCUUAACUGAACUGUACCUAAGAGACUGCCCACAUUUGCAAGAGCUUCCCUUUUUGCCUCCUAAGCUCAAGAAAUUGGAGAUUGAUAACAUUGGGUGGAAAGAUUUUUAUUGGCUUCAAUGUGCUAGCAAUGGUUGCAUCCAAGAGCUAAAAAUUACAAAGAAUGAUGAGUUGGUUUCAUUUCCAAUUGAGGCAGAGCAGUGGUUUCUUCAAGCUAGUUCAUCACUUCAUAAGUUGUACUUUAUGGGGCUCAAAUCCCUACAGUUUCUUCCUUCCUCCUUGGCAAGCCUCUCCUCACUUAAGAUUUUACAUGUGAUAAAUGCUCCUCAACUCCAAAUGUUGUCGAACAUCCCUGCCUCUCUGAAAAAAUUGGAACUUGGUAAUCUCGAUACAUUGCAAUGCCUGCCAUCUUCUUUGUCCAUCUCUUCUCUUGAGGUCAUUUAUUUAUUCAGCAUUCCUCUCCUCAAAUCAUUGCCAGACCUCCCUCCUUCUUUGCGUUCGAUGAAAAUUUACCUUGAGAACCUGUGUUGCUGGCCUGCUUGCCUUCCUAGCCUUUCUUAUCUCCAAAAAAUUAGUAUUAGUUAUGCUCCUCACCUUCAAGAAUUGCCAGAACUCCCUUCAUCCCUUUGUGAACUGAGCUUUAUAACUCUUGAAUCCCUACAAACUCUCCCUUCCUCAUUGACAAGCCUCUCUUCACUUGAGAUUCUAUCCAUAAUUGAUGUUACUCAACUUCGGCUACUGCCAAACUUUCCAACCUCUCUAGAACGAUUAUCACUUAGAAAUAUCAAAUCAUUACAGUGUUUGCCAUCUUCUUUGGCGUCCAUAUGUUCUCUCAAGUAUCUUUAUUUAGCGGACAUUCCGCUCCUCAAAUCAUUGCCUGAUUUCCCUCCUCCUUUGUGUUGGCUUCACCUAUGUGACCUUGAGAAUCUAGAUUGCUUGCCUUCUAGCUUGUCCAGCCUUUCUUCUCUCCAAAAAAUUAAUAUUGAUAAAGUUCCUUUGCUCCAAGAAUUACCAAACCUCCCUUCAUCCCUUUGUCAAUUAGCAUUUACAAAGCUUAAAUCUCUGCAGUUAUUGCCAAAUAUCCCCGCCUCUCUAGAAGAAUUAAGCCUUUCAGGUCUCGAAGCAUUGCAGUUCCUGCCAUCUUCUUUGUCCAUCUCUUCCCUCAAAAGACUUCACUUGACAGAAAUUCCGCUCCUAAAAUCAUUGCCAGACCUUCCUCCCAAUUUGAAAUAUCUGUUCAUCAAUAAUCUUCCUCAGCUCCAACUAUUGCCAAAUAUCCCCGCCUCUCUAAAAGAAUUAAGCCUUUCAGGUCUCGAAGCAUUGCAGUGCCUGUCAUCUUCUUUGUCCAUCUCUUCCCUCAAAAGACUUCACUUAAGAAGAAUCCCGCUGCUAAAAUCAUUGCCAGACUUUCCUCCCGGCUUAAAAUCAAAAGACUUCUUUGUCGAAGACUGUCAUCGAGAGUUGAUGGAGCGAUAUCAAAGUUUUUACAAACCCACCUUGAUUAAUGAUUACAAUGUAAAAUUUAUUGGCAAAAGACUUAGAGUCAACUUACCGACUACGCGGCAGCUUCGUCUUCUCUCUCGGUCAUUAGCCACCUCUCACUCUCUCUCGUCAAGUUUGAUUGUUUGCUUCUUCUUGAUCGAAGCCAUGGCAGAAUGGUUUUUUGGCCCAAUCAUGGAGAAGAUCAGAAACACUUGCUUUGAUUACCUGCAAGAUCAAGUUGGAUUGCACACUGACAUGAAGGAGGCGCUGGAAAGGCUACAAACACUCCACCCCAUGAUUCAAUCUGUCAUCUUUUCUUGCAACAAAGCGCAGAUCAUAGAUCAAAACCCAGCUCUCAACAGAUGGCUAUGGCAGCUUCGAGAAGCCAUUGAUGAGGCAGAUGAUGUGCUCGAUGACUUUGAGUACAUGAAACAUGAGGAACAGCUGACCAAAAACAAUGAUGAAACAAAGAAAAGAAAGGCGUCUUCCAGCGCGAGCUUCCUGAUUGAAAGUUUUCGCAAAAUUUUCAUAGCUAGUGACCGUGCUAUCAAAAUGCAUCCCAACUUGAACAGACUGAAGGAGGUUGUGCAGAAACUUGAUAAAGUUUCAGCUGAGGUUAGUACUUUUCUUCAUCUUUUAGAAAGUACAAAGCAGGAGCAGCAGGAGCAGCAGCGUGAGUUGUACAAAGCACGUGAAACAGGAUCCUUGCCUAGAAAUGAUCUCAUCGGUAGAGGCAAAGAUAAGGAGUUUGUUAUGCAGUGGUUGAGGAAGCCAUCAAAUGAGCAUCGGGGAACUGAUUUGUACAGAAACAUUUCUCUUCUAUCUAUAGUGGGGCAUGGUGGUAUGGGAAAGACUACUCUCUUGCAACAUGUCUAUGAAGAAGAUGAAAUGACAGAGGAAUUUGAUCUUAAAAUGUGGGUUUGUGUUUCCAACAACUUUGAUGCGCAAAAAGUCAUUGCAGAUAUGUUGCAAUCUAUUCAAAAGGAGAAGCCUAAUUUGGAUUCACUUGAUCCACUUCAAGGGAAACUUAAGGAGGAGGUGAUGUCCAAAAGGUUCUUACUGGUCCUUGAUGACAUUUGGGGUGAGGAGGAGGAACGGGAUAAAAGUAAAUGGGAGAAUGUGCUCGCCCCUUUGUCUUGUGGAAGUUUGGGAAGUAAAAUUUUGGUAACAACUCGGAUGGACUCUGCUGCAUCGAUAAUUGCAAAAGUGAUUAAAAAGAAGAAAGAAACAUUGACAUUACAAGGCUUAGAUGAGGAUGAAUGUUUGCAGCUCCUCAACACCUAUGCAUUUGCUGAUGUAGAGAAUCUUGAUGAUCAUAAAAAGUUAAGAUUUAUUACUGGACAGAUAGCUAAAAAGCUUUCGGGGUCUCCGUUAGCAGCAAAGGUCAUGGGCGGUAUUCUGAAUUCUAAUUUGGAUGAAAUGCAUUGGAGGAAAGUUUUGGAUUGUGAUACUGGAAUUAUAAAAUUGGGUCAAAAUGAUAUCAUGCCGGUCUUAAGAUUGAGCUAUGUAUACCUCCCACAACCUCUACAAAGUUGUUUCACAUUUUGUUGCAUAUUCCAACAAGAUCAUGAAUUUGAUAAAGAUGAUUUAGUCCGAAUGUGGAUUGCAUUGGGUUUCAUUCAGUCAUCUUAUAAUCAAGGAGAAACUUUGGAGGAUAUUGGAGGAAGGUAUUUUGAUACUUUGGUUAAGAAAUCAUUUUUUGAUAAAUAUGGUAAUUUUUACAAAAUGCAUGAUUUAUUACAAGAACUGGCACAAUAUAUUUCUGCACAAGAAUGCUUCAAAAUUGCGGGUGAAAAUGAGUUGUCUUGUAGAAUUCCUGAAACCAUUCGACACUUGGCUGUUAAAACUAACAAUCUAGAAGUGGUCAGAAAGAUUGAGAAAUUCAAAAAUUUGCGUUCACUUCACUUAACUUAUAGCAAAGGUGGUCAAGAUUUUAUUGAUGUACUUACUAAAAUUUUUGAAACAUUGAGAAGCAUUCGCUUGUUGUGCAUAGACAAUAUACUCCUUACAAUGAUACCCGAGGCAAUUGGAUAUUUAAGACAUCUUCGAUAUUUGAAGAUUGGCAUGAGUAGUGUUGUUCAACUGCCAAGAUCCUUGAGCAAUCUUUAUCACUUGAUGUUUAUAAUAUAUGAUAAAGGAGUUUUGCAUAUUAAAAAUGAUUUCUUACCGAAGGAUUUAAAUAAUCUUUUUAAUCUACGUGACUUGAAAUUGACUUGGGAUGUCAUUCCUGGGAUGCAUGGGAUUGGAAAGCUAAAAUCUCUUCAAAGGCUAGAUGGGUUUUAUAUUAAGAAUGAAAUUGGUUAUAAAAUUGGGGAGUUAGAGCAUAUGAAUGAUCUUCGCCAGUUAAGAAUCAAACUUCUUCAAAAUGUGAAGGAUGCCGAGGAGGCUUGUAGUGCCAAAUUAUAUCAGAAGAGGAAUCUCAUGGAUUUGUCUUUAGAAUGGAAUGGCCAUCAUUGGGGGCGUUCUAUAUCAACUUAUACAUUUAAUACUAUACCAACAUCACGACGAAGUUUUGAUCCUUACUUAGAUGAGAAAGUGCUUGACAAUCUUCAACCACACAAUAGUUUAAAGCAAUUGCGGAUAUAUUCAUUCAUGGGUGCCAGAUCUGCAAUAUGGAUGAACGAUAUAAAUUUGAUCUCAAAUCUAGAAUACAUUCGACUAGAUGAGUGCUUGGAGUGGCAAACUCUUCCACCUUUUGGGCAGCUUCCAUUCCUUAAGUCGCUCAUUCUUCGUGACAUGCCGAAAGUGAAACGGCUUGAUAAUAAAUUUUAUGCAAAUGGCAAAGAUUGCUUCUUUCCAUCACUAAAGGUGCUACAUAUUGAUAAAUUGCAAGUAUUAGAGGAAUUGUUUGAUGCAGUAUCAGUAGCAGAAGGUGACUGUUUGUUUCCUUGCUUAAUUGAACUGUUCCUAAAAGACUGCCAAAAUUUGCAAGAGUUGCCCUUUUUGCCUCCUAAGCUCAAAAAAUUGGAGAUUGAUAACAUUAGGUGGAAAGAUUUUAAUUGGCUUCAAUGUGCUAGCAACUCUUGCAUCCAAGAGCUGAUAAUUAAAAGGAAUGAUGAGUUGGCUUCAUUUCCAAUUGAGGCAGAGCAGUGGUUUCAUCAAGUUAGUUCAUCCCUUCAUACGUUGUACUUUUUGUAUCUCAAAUCCCUGGUGUCGCUUCCUUCCUCCUUGCCAAGCCUCUCCUCACUUAAGGUUCUACGCGUGAGAAAUGCUCCUCAACUCCAAAUGUUGCCGAACAUCCCUGCCUCUCUGGAACAAUUAGUACUUUAUAAACUCGAAUCAUUGCAAUGCUUGCCAUCUUCUUUGUCCAUCUCUUCUCUCACGGUCCUUGAUUUAGAAAGCAUUCCUCUCCUCAAAUCAUUGCCAGACCUCCCUCCCUCUUUGCGUUCGAUGAGAAUUUAUUGUGAGAACCUGUAUUGCUUGCCUUCUUGCCUUCGUAGCCUUACUUAUCUCCAAAACAUUAUUAUUAGUGAUGCUCACCUCAAGGAAUUACCAGAACUCCCUUCAUCCCUUUGUGAACUGAAAUUUACAGAUCUUGAAUCACUACAAUCUCUGCCUUCUUCUUUGACAAGCCUCUCUUCACUUGAGACUCUAUCCAUAAUUAGUGUUAAUCAACUUCGGCUACUGCCAAACUUUCCCACCUCUAUAAAAAAAUUACAACUUAUAGACCUCCAAUCAUUACAAUGUUUGCCAUCUUCUUUGUCGUCCAUCUAUUCUCUUAAGUAUCUUCUUUUAGAGGACAUUCCACUCCUCAAAUCAUUGCCAAACUUCCCUCCUUUUUUAUGUUGGCUAAUCCUACGUGACCUUAAGAACCUAGAUUGCUUGCCUUCUUGCUUGUCCAGUCUUUCUUCUCUCCAAGAUAUUACAAUUAUGGAUGUUCGUCGGCUCCAAGAAUUACCAAACCUCCCUUCAUCCCUUUGUAAGCUACAAUUGAUAGGGCUGAAAUCUCUGCAGUUAUUGCCAAACAUCCCCACCUCUCUGAAACAUUUAGACCUUUCAUAUCUCAAAGCAUUACAGUGCCUGCCAUCUUCUUUGUCCACCUCUUCCCUCAAAAGUCUUUACUUACAAGGAAAUCCACUCCUAAAAUCAUUGCCAGACCUCCCUCCCAGUUUGCAUUCUCUAUUAAUCAGGUACUGUGAUCCAGAAUUGAUGGAGCGAUAUAAAAGUUUUAAAGGAUCCUGAUUAGCAGAAGAUUGCUCACCUGCAUGUGAUGAUCAGAAUGUAAAUUUUGUUGGCAGAGUAAGCAAAUCAUAAAGUGGAUCCAAGCAUCAGAUGAAUGACCUGUAUGCAAUACUCUAGCAGGAAACUGAGGAAGAGAAACUAUGUACAUGUA
Messenger RNA from Dendrobium catenatum, 6185 nucleotides. RefSeq lists its product as uncharacterized. Gene Ontology annotation, molecular function: ADP binding; protein binding. The coding region runs from base 74 to 6034 and encodes 1986 amino acids. The record is from RefSeq and is a predicted model, not a curated record. The transcript is spliced from 5 exons. Gene Ontology annotation, biological process: defense response to other organism. NCBI's taxonomy places the organism in Eukaryota, Viridiplantae, Streptophyta, Magnoliopsida, Asparagales, Orchidaceae.